This is a messenger RNA of Capsella rubella, 2035 nucleotides long. Its product is annotated as myrosinase-binding protein 2. The record is from RefSeq and is a predicted model, not a curated record. Gene Ontology annotation, molecular function: carbohydrate binding. The transcript has 6 exons. The coding region runs from base 53 to 1861 and encodes 602 amino acids. Lineage: Eukaryota; Viridiplantae; Streptophyta; Magnoliopsida; Brassicales; Brassicaceae.
CAGCUCUUUUCCAAUCUAAGGUUUUUUGCAUUGAAGUUAAGAGAUCGAAGCAAUGUCUGAGAAGAUGGAAGCAAUGGGAGGUGACAAGGGAGGUGUAUUCGACGAUGGUGUUUUCGAUGGUGUCAAGAAAGUAACUGUCGGACAAGAAUAUGAUUGUCUGUCUUAUAUAAAGAUCGAAUACGAAAAAGACGGAGAAUCUUUUACCCGUGAAUACGGGAAGAAGGGCGAUUCACUAGAAGAGUUUGUUGUGGGAUAUCCAUACGAAUUUAUCACAUCAGUUGGUGGAACCUACGGAUACAGUUACAACUUUGACGUAAUGGCGAUUCAAGUGCUAGUCUUCAAAACUUCUUCUGGGAGAAGUGUUGAAAUAUCUUGCGACAAAACUUUAUAUUCGGGGACAGAGUUCAAGCUCGAGGGUAAAAAUGGAGGAAAACUUAUUGGUUUCCACGGGCGCUCUGGUGAUGCUAUUAACGCCAUUGGUGCGUAUUUUUUUCCAGUGCCCGCACUUACACUAGAAAAGGUUGAAAGAGUGGGUGGUGACAAGGGAGAUGUAUUCGACGAUGGUGUUUUCGAUUAUCUCAAGUCAAUUCAUGUCGGAAGAGGCUCUGAUUGUCUGACUUAUAUCAAGAUUGAAUACGUUAAGGAUGGGAAGUCUGUAACCAAAGAGCACGGGACGAAGCGCGGGAAGAUAUACAAUGUUUAUUUGAAUUAUCCAAAAGAAUGUAUCACAGCCAUUGGUGGAAGCUGGGGUUAUAGUGAGGACUAUACGGCAGUGGUGAUUAAAUCGCUAAUCAUCAAAUUUUCUGAGGGAGAUUCUUUUCAAAUAUUCAACCAGAAUCGUUCAAUGGGGGAUAAAGAAUUCAUGCUCGAGGGUAAAAAUGGAGGAAAGUUUCUUGGGUUACACGGGCGCUCUGGUCAUGCUCUUGAUGCCCUUGGUGCAUAUUUUUCGCCAGUUCCCGCACCCGUACUAGAAAAGACUGAAGCAGUGGGUGGUGACAAGGGAGAUGAAGUCAAAGUCGGCAUUUUCGAUGGUGUCAAGAAAAUAAUUGUCGGAAAACACAAUGAUUGUGUAUCUUAUAUCAAGAUCGAGUACGAAAAGAGGGGAGAAGUUAAAUCCUCUGAGCACGGGACGAUUCACGGGGAACUAAACGAGUUUGUUGUGGAUUAUCCAAAAGAAUGUAUCACAUCCGUUGGUGGAAGCUAUGGUCAUAGUGAUGAAUAUAAGGCAGUGUUGAUCAAAUCUCUAUUCUUCAAAACUUCUUAUGGAACAACUUCUUCAACUUUUGGCGUGCCGAACUCACCUGGAAAAGAGUUUUUGCUCGAGGGUAAAAAUGGAGGAAACCUUGUCGGGUUCCACGGGCGCUUUGGUCAGACUAUUGAUGCCAUUGGAGCAUAUUUUUGGCCAGUUCCCGCACCCCAAAAGAAGGAAGCAGUGGGUGGUAACAAUGGAGACGAAUUCGACGAUGGUCUUUUCGAAGGUGUCAAGAAGAUAGUUGUUGGACAAGAUAAUGAGUGUGUGUCUUAUAUCAAGAUCUACUACAAAAAGGAUGGAAAAGUUGAAACCCGUGAGCACGGUACGGCUAGCAAGACACAGAACGAGUUUGUAGUUGAUUAUCCAAAUGAAUGUAUCACAUCCGUUGGAGGAAGCUACGGUCAUGUCGGGCAUUAUAACGCAGUACUGGUCGUAUCGCUAUUCUUUAAAACCUCUAAAGGAAGAACCUCGCCAAUAUUCGGUCAGACUAAUUCAUCUGGAAAGCCAGUCGGAACGGAAUUCUUUUUCGAGGGUAAGGAAGGAGGAACACUUCUUGGGUUCCAUGGACGCUCUGGUGAUGCUAUUGAUUCCCUUGGAGUUUACGUUUGAAAUGCGAAUGGGUGAUGGAUGCGGUAAAUGGAGGAACUUAAAGGAUGAAAGUUACGAGACUGGUGACUAUGUGUGUCGAAGUUUUUAUCACCAAUAAAAGACUUAUCUACUCUUUCGUUUUAUUUUUCUCUUCAUUUUGGAUUGCAUUUUGUGUAAGCAUUUUAAAUUUUUGUU